AUGUCUCCUCAACCCCAAGGAGUUGAUUUCUGUCUGGAAUGCCACUGGGAGGCAUUUCAUAUAGACGGUAAGGACGCCGUCGAUACUUUUGCAGAUCAUUCUCUAUCCCAGUGGACCUGCGCAGACCACGAACAUCACGCCUCUCUUGCACAGUGCAAUGUUGACGAAACCUGCUGCGAUGUGGAAGAUUGCCCUGUUGAUGAGUGCUCGUUAGAGUGUGGGUCAGUUUGCGACGGCCUCGUGGAUUGCGACGCUUCGACCGUGUGCUCGGUGGCGCAUUGUGAUGACGCUCACUGCGAUGAUACUCAUUGCGACGACACUCAUUGCGACGACACUCAUUGCGACGACACUCAUUGCGACAACACUCAUUGCGACGAUACGGCGCAAGCCUGCUUUGAUGAGCACUGCUGCGACGGAACCGAGGGUCACGAUUGUAGCUUUGAUUCCCUUUUGGGCCUCAAUACUCCCAUCUCCCUAGAUGCUUCAUGCUUCCUCCCUUCGAUAACGAUGGAUCAGAAUCUUUUUGAUCAUUCCGAAAAGGCAGCAGGGCAUUAUCAUCCUAUGCCUCCGCCGGUUGACCCGAGUCAUCGAAAUGACUUCCUCUCAUCAUACCAAGCACACACCGCCUAUUGUGAUAAUAAUGUGUCUAGCCACUUUGGCUGUGACGAUUUUCAGAAAGACGUACAGGGGCUGUUCACAAACUAUCCAUUUUCAGGACAGGCCGAUGUCAACCCCACCGACGUCUUCCAUAUGCUUGGGGUGUGUCCGGAUCUCUCGAACUGCCCUGACCAACACGCACUCGAUCAACAUGAGUGCCAGAACCCUUUCGAAUGCCCGAAAGAUGUUUCACCAGUCAACUGUUUUAACCCCGACCAUUCUCACACCCAUGGUCAUAUUAAAAAUCCGAAUGACCUCAACCUUCAGGCUUUCAUGAAAGGUCCCCACCGCACCAAUCACCGAUGUCGAGUUCAUGCACACUCUCACGCUCACCCGUAUUCUCCCUAUUCCCGCCAGUCCCGAUCCAGUGUCAGCUCGCACCUUUUGUCUAGUCCAGCAGAGACUCCACCGCCCCUGGAUGGGAGUGUGUCAUCAGUCCUGACCACCUCGGACUUUUCUGCCGAGGACAAUCACUUGCAUACCUGCAAAUGGACACACGAUUUUCACGGGGCCAAAACUGCCUGCGGAGCCACCUUCUCGAGUGCCGGUGCUCUUCAAGAGCAUCUCGUCUCCAGCCACAUGAACACCAUCGAAGGCGCCAAGGGGAACGGUUACUACUGCCGCUGGGAAGGAUGCCAUCGUCCAGAUGAACCAUUCUCGCAAAAGUCAAAACUCCAGGGUCACUUCCUGACUCAUAACAAAAACUUCAAGUGCUCUGUUUGUGGCAAAAUCUUCGCCAGACAGACGACCCUGGAUCGACACGAGCGAAGCCAUCGUGGGGACAAGCCGUACAAGUGUAAACAUUGCCACAAAUCAUUUACUGAUAGCAGCGAGCUGAGAUGCACGAAGAGCUUUACUCGACCAGGUACGUUUUCAAGGUGUCUACGUGUCGGACGAAUUCUGAUUCUCGGCUAUUGGGCAGACCAACUGAAACGCCAUAUGCGGACAACACACAAGCAAGAAUCCUCUUCGACGCUGCCAUCACCCCGCUCAGACCAAUUCAGCCUCACUCCUUUUUCCGUUAUCUAG
Molecule: messenger RNA, 1686 nt
Organism: Penicillium riverlandense
Lineage: Eukaryota; Fungi; Ascomycota; Eurotiomycetes; Eurotiales; Aspergillaceae
Product: C2H2-type zinc finger protein
Exons: 3
Coding region: 1-1686 (561 amino acids)
Biological process (GO): regulation of transcription by RNA polymerase II
Cellular component (GO): nucleus
Molecular function (GO): RNA polymerase II cis-regulatory region sequence-specific DNA binding; DNA-binding transcription factor activity, RNA polymerase II-specific
Source: RefSeq, a predicted model, not a curated record